Messenger RNA from Pelobates fuscus (common spadefoot toad), 5777 nucleotides. RefSeq names its product protein phosphatase 1 regulatory subunit 12A (gene PPP1R12A). Gene Ontology annotation, biological process: signal transduction. Bases 240 to 3440 code for a protein of 1066 amino acids. Gene Ontology annotation, cellular component: cytoplasm; Z disc; A band. Lineage: Eukaryota; Metazoa; Chordata; Amphibia; Anura; Pelobatidae. The record is from RefSeq and is a predicted model, not a curated record. Gene Ontology annotation, molecular function: phosphatase regulator activity; enzyme inhibitor activity; protein kinase binding. The transcript has 26 exons.
AUGAGCGUGUCGGCCGCGCUCUGCGUGUGCGCAGCCGGUCCGGGCCUGCAGACGGCUGUGUGUCAGUGAGGAGGCGGAGAGCUGGGUGUGGGCCCCCGGGAGCUGGGCCGGGAGCUGAGCUGGAGACGGGCCGUGGCCGCUUGCUGUUGUUCGGGCAGUGACGGUGUCUGUGAGCGGGCAGUGACCGGCUGAGGGGAGGGGAGGAAGGGCAGGACCCGGGGCUGGGUUACGGGGUGGGAAUGAAGAUGGCGGACGCCAAGCAGAAGAGGAACGAGCAGCUGAAGCGCUGGAUCGGCUCGGAGACCGACCUGGAGCCGCACGUCAUCAAGCGGAAGAAGACCAAGGUGAAGUUCGACGAUGGCGCUGUGUUCCUGGCCGCCUGCUCCAGCGGGGACAGCGAGGAGGUACUCAAACUGCUGGACCGGGGGGCCGACAUCAACUACGCCAAUGUGGACGGACUCACCGCCUUACACCAGGCCUGCAUUGAUGAUAACCUGGAUAUGGUCAAAUUUCUGGUGGAGAAUGGAGCUAGUAUUAAUCAACCAGAUAAUGAAGGCUGGAUACCACUGCACGCUGCGUCUUCUUGUGGAUAUCUUGACAUAGCCGAGUAUUUAAUAAGUCGAGGAGCUAAUGUAGGUGCAGUAAAUAGUGAAGGAGACACUCCACUGGACAUUGCUGAAGAAGAGCCAAUGCAAGAACUCCUUAAGAAUGAAAUUAAUCGUCAAGGCAUUGAUGUUGAGGCAGCUAGGAAAGAGGAAGAAAGGAUAAUGCUUCGAGAUGCAAGACAGUGGCUAAAUAGCGGGAAUAUAAAUGAUGUUAGACAUUCAAAAUCUGGUGGGACAGCACUCCACGUUGCUGCUGCUAAAGGUUAUACUGAGGUUUUAAAACUUUUAAUACAGGCGGGUUAUGAUGUUAAUAUUAAAGACUUUGAUGGUUGGACACCACUUCAUGCUGCAGCUCAUUGGGGAAAAGAGGAGGCUUGUAAAAUACUUGUAGAAAAUCUCUGUGACAUAGAUUCCAUUAACAAAGUGGGUCAAACCGCAUUAGACGUUGCAGAUGAAGAUAUUUUGGCAUAUUUGGAAGAACUGCAAAAGAAACAAAAUCUGCUGCUUAGUGAUAAGCAAGAGAAAUCACCGUUAAUUGAGUCUUCAACAACUACGGAAAACAACCAGUCAUUGAAAACACAGAAAAACAAAGAAACUUUGAUCAUAGAGCAAGAAAAGACUGGCAGAACCAUAGAAUCUCUGGAACAGGAGAAGGUAGAUGAUGAGGACGAAGGAAAGAAAGAUGAAUCCAGCUGUUCCAGCGAGGAAGAGGAGGAGGAAGACUCAGAGUCUGAGACAGAAACAGAUAAAACGAAACCAUCCGCACUUGUAAACAGUACGAGUAGCAGCAGCAGCACACAACUGACAACUGUUACAGCUCCAACACCUUCCAUACCAGCUGGUCAAGUCACACCCACAUCACCUGUUAAAAAGUAUGAUAUCAUUGCACCUUUCAUGCCAGUGGUGGAGUCCAAACAGCCUACAUCUUGGAGACAAGGCUUACGCAAAACUGGCAUAGUCCUUGUGCCAAGUAAAGGUGACAAAUCUCUGUUCCCUACCCCUGUAAACAAAGUUUCUCCUAAAGAGGAGGAGCGAAAAGAUGAAUCUCCUGCUUCCUGGCGAUUAGGGUUACGUAAAACCGGAAGUUAUGGUGCGUUGUCAGAGAUUACUGCUUCCAAAGAAGGUCAAAAGGAAAAAGAUUUCACUGGUGUCAUGCGUUCCGCUUCAAGUCCCAGACUUUCGUCUACUUUAGACAACAAAGAGAAGGAUAAAGAUGGUAGAGGAACAAGAUUUGCAUAUGUUGCUCCAACCAUACCAAGGCGUCUUGCAAGUACUUCUGAUAUUGAAGAGAAAGAAAACAGGGAUUCUACUUUCGGUUUGUCACGUAGUGGUGGGUCCUAUACAAGAAGGAAAUGGGACGAAGACCCCAAAAAGAAUAGUUCUGUAAAUGAAUUAUUGAAUACAAGUUACCAACGAAGUAGCUCAUUUGGUAGACGACAAGAUGAUCUCAUUAGUUCGAGUGUUCCAAGUACUACUUCUGGAUCUACACCACCCAUUACCUCUUCUGGACUCACAAGGAGUCUUUCUAGCACUAUUAGUACUGCCAGGUCUACAACGGGCUCUUCAGGCUUACAAAGCAGUACCUCAAACCGUUUGUGGGCAGACGAUAGUUCUGAAAAAGACAAGGACACUGUCCCUAUGGCAGUCACCAUUCCUGUUGCAAAUACCGCCACCACUUUACCGUCUAUGACCACAACUUCCUCUGGCACUGUUCCUUCCACAGCGGAGGUCAGGGAAAGACGCAGGUCAUAUCUUACGCCAGUUCGUGAUGAAGAAUCAGAGUCCCAAAGAAAAGCUAGAUCCCGACAAGCCAGACAGUCCAGAAGAUCAACACAGGGUGUAACUUUAACGGAUCUUCAAGAAGCUGAAAAAACAAUUGGUAGAAGUCGCACGUCUCAAACUAGAGAGCAAGAAACUGAAGAAAAAGAGAAGCAAGAUAAAGAAAAACAAGAAGAUAAAAAAGAAUCCGAAAUUAAAAAUGAGGACUAUAGACCCAGAUAUUCCCGAAGUAUAGAAGAGUCAUCACGAUACAGUAGACCGCUGUCGUCAACCAGUACUACUUCUUCAUCCACACCAUUGUUGUCGUCCUCCAGUAGUUCUCUAUACACAUCAAGUCAACUGAACCGGCCAAAUAGCCUAACUGGUAUAUCAUCAUCCUACUUAAACUUUUCAAGGAUUUCAAAAGAUUCUGAAAGAGAUGGCGAAAAGAAAGAAGAUGAAAGAGACUCUGAAGAUAAAUCUCAGUCCAAAUCCAUACGAGAAAGACGGCGACCUAGAGAAAAAAGGAGGUCUACGGGAGUGUCUUAUUGGACCCAAGAUAGUGAUGAAAACGAGCAAGAUCAUCAAUCUGACACAGAUGAGGGUACAAAUAAAAAAGACAGUCAAGUGGAUAGCUUUAUAUCAAGGUUCACCAGUGGGUCUUCAAGUUCCAUUAGUGACCGCUAUGACUCAAUCAUUGGCCAAUCAGGACCUUCUAGUUACUUAGAAUCCAGAAGACUUUAUCAUAGUAGACCAGAGAAGGAAGACUCCACAGAUUUUAAAAAGCUCUAUGAACAAAUCAUAGCAGAAAAUGAAAAAUUAAAGGCCCAGUUGCAUGACACCAACUUGGAACUGACGGAGCUCAAGUUACAGCUAGAAAAAGCAACUCAGAGACAAGAGCGGUUUGCAGAUAGAUCUCUAUUAGAAAUUGAGAAAAGGGAAAGACGAGCCCUGGAGAGACGGAUAUCUGAAAUGGAAGAAGAACUUAAAAUGCUACCUGACCUUAAAGCAGACAACCAGAGGCUAAAGGAUGAAAAUGGGGCCUUAAUCAGAGUUAUCAGCAAACUUUCCAAAUAAUCUGAGGUUUUACUGCAGCAGCGAUUUUAUUGGCAUUGCACAUUGUAACUCCAGUGGAACACAGUGUGGCUGACACUGGAUGUUGAAGCUUAGGGGCAUGAGAUUGGAUGUUGAGGCAUAAGGGGGGAUUAUUCCUUGGCAAGUGUAACUAUCAGAAAAUCCUGCCAAACAACCUCUUACCUGCCCCCUUCCUCCCUGUUUUUGUACAAAAAGACAACAAAAAACAAGUUUUGUAUUAAAGCGCAGCUGAUGGGGAGAGAAAAUGACUAUGAAUUCUUGUUUACAGUUAUAAGGUGCAAGGAAAGUGUUCAAGGCCAGACGCCUCCGAUAUUUAACCAGUAAGCCUUAGUUGUACAUACGCCUUUUGCAAUCAGAGAGCUUUCUGCUACCACAGAAGACAGUUACAACACAGAUUUUGUUGUGCCACACACAUCCAUUUCCUUCCCACUUUUAGAUCUUUUUUUUUCUGUUCCUAUUUUAACUUUGAGUGUGCCAGUGUUUUUUUUUUUUUUUUGUUUUUGUUUUUUUUAAUAUAAAUACACUGCAGAUACUGCUUACUGAUUUGUUGUUGCGCUGCAUAGACAUUUUGCUUGCUUUAACACCAGCUCCUCAUUGUGACCUUUGGCUGCCCAGAGCAUAACCCGGGGGGCAUUUGCAUUCAUUGUUUGUGCAAUAUGCAUUUAUAUCAUGAAACUGAAAGCUAGCACUGGUUUUCUUUUGUUUUGUUUUUCCUCCUAGCCAUCACUUUUUCUUUAACAAAAAAAACAAAGUUUAUACAAUAUGCUAUAAUUUCCACACACUUUUUUUUUUUUUAGCAGGUACUGACUGUGUGUAUGUAUAUAUUAUAUAUGUGUGCUUCUAUAUAUAAAUAUAUAUAGAUAUUCUAGUCUGUGUCUAUAUAUAAAUAUAUAUAUGCUGAUCCUGUAUUGUUUCCAGACCACUGUGUGGCAUGCUCAAAUCAUCCCUUUCUGCAACGUCUGUUACUUCAGGUUAGAUUGUUCCUAAAUAGUGAUCUUAAUAAAGCUCAGUAAUUUUUAUGGUAUAAUGUCUAUUUUAUGGAGGCGUGACUUUAGAUAUAAUUGUAAAAUAUUCUGAUUUUCGUUUUUUAAGUCACAAUUAUUAAAACGUAUGUUACCGUUUCACUACAUUUCAUAUUUCUUUUGAGUGCUGUCAAAAAAAAAAGGAAAUUGUGCUAGCUAUAGAGUGAUGUCACUAUGCUUGUUCCCAGCGCACUCUAUAAUGUAUAUGCACUGUUGCCAUGUCAGAAGGCAUGUAAAUGAACACACCAUCAUAUCUGUUUUCUACAUUUCAGUGGCCUUUUUUUUGCAGAAAGUAACCAAUAUUAUAAAUGUAUGAGUAUACAGCUAAGUCAGGAUUGUUUUUGUUAUAGAACGCUUUUUAUAUUUUCACUGAUCCAUGAAGACUAUGGCUUAUUUACUGGCACAUAAACUAUCUAAUCCACUGAAACAGCUCAACCAUUAAAACAAAACUGUAAAUUGUAAAGCUUGCAGCAGCUAUUGUAUUGUUGAUUAUAAUGUAUACUAUAUUAAAUGUGAAUUUUUACCCCUUCCAUUUACAAAAAAAAAGGUCAUUGUGAUCAACUGCCUAUUUUUAUUUUAUUUUUUUGUGGGUUUUUAUUUUAUUUUUUUCCUCUUUUGGCAAUCCAAACUUGAUGUUGUCAUUCUUUUGGUUUAUUAGUUUUCUGAAGAUACAGUCUUGCUCGUACUGCCAAGCUCAGGAUUUCUUGAUAAUUUUAUUAAAGGUACAAAGAUAGUCAUUAUGUUCUUUUGAUUAUGUAUGUGGGGUGUCGGGGGUUUCAGUCAAAACUGUACUGCAAAAUGAAUUGCAGGUUUGUGGAUCUGCAAGAUAAUGUGUGACGAAGAGAAAUAUUCUAUGGAUAAUAUUUGGAAAAGCAUGGGUGUCUGUGAAGAAAGAUUAAAUAUUUCUAAUUUAGUAUUUUAUAUCUAGGUUAUUUAUUCUUUAUCGAAAACAGAUUGGCUGCUGUGCUACAUUGGUUUUUAUUGGUAGUACAGAGCAGGCUUUGUAUCUGCAUGAAACUAGUUUAACCAAAUUUUUUUUUGUUUUCCAAAAAAAAUGUAUUUUGACAUAUACAAAUAAAAAUGAAUAAAACUAUUUUCAAUGUGUGCAUCGCCAUGUUAAGGGGUAAUUGUAUUGCAGCCUUUUCAACGUAUGCAUUGUUGGGCAUUAAAUAUUGUUAGUAAUCUGAAACGUUUCAGAAAAGGAUGUCUGUGCACAUUGCAAUUGCAUGUGUUUAGUUUGGGUGAAAUUUUCCUAUAUUUACACUGCUUGUGAAAUAAAGAAAAUGGUGCAAAAUAA